Molecule: messenger RNA, 1554 nt
Organism: Dendronephthya gigantea
Lineage: Eukaryota; Metazoa; Cnidaria; Anthozoa; Malacalcyonacea; Nephtheidae
Exons: 6
Coding region: 88-1554 (488 amino acids)
Molecular function (GO): protein binding
Source: RefSeq, a predicted model, not a curated record
ACUGAAGUUUGUCGCCAUAUUGUUGGUAUUUGGAAUCAUAUAGCCAUAAUAAAGACAUACAGGAUAUUCCUGUGGUAUUUAUAAAGCAUGGAUGCAACAAGAAGAAAAGAGUGGGAGGAUUUAAAUGAAAGUGAAAGAAAUUGUCUAAUGUGGCCAGAUUUUCUUCAGUGGGGUGAACCAGAUAAAGUUAAAAUUUAUCUAGAUAAUGCUCAAACCAGUCUUGGCCUUGUGUCUGUUGCAGUUCAGGAUCCCAUGACCAGGGAGUGGUACCAUAUAUCAAAGCGAAUUAAAGAAAACCAGCCUGCUCAUGGUCUUGUUGAGCCUUACAAAUGGAUAACUAAAGUGAAUGGCAAGGAUGCAAAUCUCCCAACUGAGGAGUUCAGUAAACUCUUUAAAAAUGGGCAGCCAGGAAUUGUACAUUUGUCAAUGAAGAAAACUAUUGACCCAUUGACCAAAUUUGUAAAGAAAUGGCAAAAUGAAAGAACUAUAACUGGAAAUGGAAAAACUAUUAAGGAAGGAGUGACACUUGUACAUUUUUAUUCUAAGGAGAAUGAGGAAAUUAAGGACCAUAUAUUGGUAUGGGAAGUAAAACCUGAAACAGAAGUAUCUUUGUUCCGUGGUGAUGAAAUAUUAGCCGUCAAUGAUCAAUCUAUACAAGGGAAAAAAUUAGCAUUGAUCUACAAACUAAUAUCAUCAGAUCAGACUCCUGCAGAGGUGAAGUUGAAAAUUAGAGAAAUUGAGCGUGACAAUCCAAGUACUGAUGAAGGAGUGGAACAAACGAAUAUAAAAACUCAGCAGUCCAUUGACCCAUCAGUUAAUCCUGCAGUGUGUUUAGUUGUCACUAAAGAAAUGGACAUUAACGCUGGACGGGAAAUGCCAAGUGAAGUAUUUGAAAAUUCAUUUUCAAAUAUAAAGGAAAGCCAAACUGCAGACGCAGUGCCCGAAGGUUUCAAAACGCCGUCACAAGAAGAAAACAAGAAAAAAGGCAAAAUGUCAUCCCUCAGACGUCGGUUAUCAUCAUCAUCAUCAUCAGCCAGUCCUAAUAGUGAUACAGGAAAAAUGCUCGGGACCGAAAAUGAUCCCAAAAAUCAAAAAAUUCUCGAAGUCGAGAAUCCAGGCUACAAGAAUACACCACCGCAUACACCACCUGCCGGACGAAAAAGAGACAAAACGUGCAAUGCCUGUAGCUAUGUUAGUUUGCAACCAGAUGACCGGAAUAGUUGGCCAAUUUAUAAAAUGGAAAACGCCCAUUUUGAAAAAAUAUGCGUGCUUCUCGACUUACCUGAUCGAAGUAGAGAACCACUUUUGAGCGUAUUAGGAUGCUUCAGCGUUACUGAAGUCGCCGAAAUCAACCAGAGAUGUGGACCUACUGGAGUAGGAACGGCUAGGAUAGCGCUCAUUAGAUGGGGAAACUAUGAUCGCAAGAAUAACGUGGGCGCUUUGAAGAAAAUACUCAAUGAAAGAAUGAAAAGAAAUGAUGUUUUAGAUGUAAUUGAGGAAUGGGAAAAGCUACCAGUUUGUCACGGAUGUUGCAUAAGACUGACUGAGACGUGA